Messenger RNA from Centrocercus urophasianus (Greater sage-grouse), 5752 nucleotides. RefSeq names its product ADAM metallopeptidase domain 23 (gene ADAM23). The coding region runs from base 547 to 2655 and encodes 702 amino acids. NCBI's taxonomy places the organism in Eukaryota, Metazoa, Chordata, Aves, Galliformes, Phasianidae. Gene Ontology annotation, cellular component: presynaptic membrane. Gene Ontology annotation, molecular function: metalloendopeptidase activity. Gene Ontology annotation, biological process: proteolysis. The record is from RefSeq and is a predicted model, not a curated record. The transcript is spliced from 26 exons.
UACGAGUUUGUCACUGCUGGUGUGUCACUUUUAAAUGGAAAUAAACGUAUUCUGCUAUGUAAUUUAUGGCUGGCGUAUCUUUUUUCCUCAGACCUGCACUGGAAUGAAACAGCAGGCAGAACUGAAGGGGUAUGGGCAGAUGAAGAGAAUGCAUUUCAACUGAAUAAAAGUAACAACAGUGAAAAUAACAGCAACAGCAAUGCAAUUCAGAAGGAAAUCACACUGCCUUCAAGACUCAUUUAUUACAUCAACAAAGACUCUGAAACCCCUUAUCAUGUCCUGGAUACUAGGGCAAGGCACCAGCAGAGACACAACAAGGCUGUACAUCUGGCCCAGGCAAGUUUCCAGAUUGAGGCCUUUGGUUCCAAAUUCAUCCUUGACCUCACUUUGAAUAAUGAUUUGUUAUCUUCCAAUUAUGUGGAGAUUCACUAUGAAGAGGGGAAACAGAAGUUGUCUAAGGGUGGGGAGCACUGCUACUACCAUGGAAAUAUCAGAGGUAUCAAGGAUUCCAAAGUUGCUCUUUCAACUUGUAAUGGGCUUCAUGGCAUGUUUGAAGACAGUGCUUACGUGUACUUGAUAGAACCGAUGGAUUUGACUCACAGUGCAGAAAGUAGAAGUAGACCACACAUCAUCCAAAGAACUUCUGGAACACAAGCCUCCAAGCAGCUGCAGGACCAUGGGACUGAAUCUAGUUCCAAAUGGCCCUUUAUCUCUGAACUAUUGUGGCUGAAGAGAAAGAGAAGAAGGAGAGCAGCAUCUCGUGGUGUCUUUGAAGAAAUGAAAUAUCUGGAGCUCAUGAUUGUCAAUGACCACAAAAUGUUCAAAAAGCAUCGUUCUUCAAAUGCAUACACAAACAAUUUUGCCAAAUCUGUGGUGAACCUUGUAGAUGCUAUAUACAAGGAACAGCUGAACACCAGGGUGGUCCUUGUUGCUGUGGAAACUUGGACAGACAGAGAUCGUAUUAAUAUUCACCCUGACCCACUGCAGAUGCUUCAUGAUUUCUCCAAGUAUCGGCAGCACUACAUCAAGCAGCACGCUGAUGCUGUGCACCUUCUCUCGAAUGUGACAUUUCAUUACAAAAGGAGCAGCUUAAGUUAUUUUGGAGGGGUUUGCUCUGUGACCAGAGGAGUAGGAGUGAAUGAGUAUGGCCUCCCAUUAGCCAUGGCACAGGAAUUAGCACAAAGCCUUGCUCAGAACCUUGGAAUACAGUGGGAGCCAGCUGCCAGGAAACCGAAGUGUGACUGCACUGAAUCCUGGGGUGGUUGCAUCAUGGAGGAAACAGGGGUAUAUCAUUCCAGAAAAUUCUCCAAGUGCAGCAUAGCAGAAUACAAAGAAUUUUUACUUCGUGGGGGAGGUGCCUGUCUUUUCAACAGGCCAACAAAGCUCUUUGAAACUACUGAGUGUGGAAAUGGUUAUGUAGAAGCAGGAGAAGAAUGCGAUUGCGGUUUUCGAAUGGAAUGCUAUGCAGACUGUUGUAAGAAGUGCUCUCUUUCUAAUGGAGCUCACUGUAGUGAUGGACCCUGCUGUAAUACAUCGUGUCUUUUUUUUCCACGAGGCUAUGACUGUAGAUAUGCUGUGAAUGAAUGUGAUAUUGCAGAGUUCUGCACGGGAGAUUCUGGCCAGUGUCCACCAAAUCUUCAUAAACAAGAUGGAUAUGCUUGUGAUUCUAAUCAGGGACGUUGCUAUAACGGUGAAUGCAAGACAAGAGAUAAUCAGUGCAAAUAUAUCUGGGGAUCUAAGUCUUCAGGAUCUGACAAAUUUUGCUAUGAGAAGCUUAAUACAGAAGGCACAAAAAAAGGAAACUGUGGAAAGGAUGGAGACCGAUGGAUUCAGUGUAGCAAACACGAUGUUUUCUGUGGCUUUCUGCUCUGCACUAAUCUUACUAAAGUUCCACGAGUUGGUCAAGUUCAAGGAGAAAUUAUCCCAAAUUCUUUUUAUCAUCAAGGACGAAUAGUAGACUGCAGUGGUGCUCAUGUUCUUUUAGAUGAUGAUACAGAUUUAGGUUACGUAGAGGAUGGAGCUCCAUGCGGUCCUCAAAUGAUGUGUCUGGACAAAAAGUGCCUGCCAAUUCAAUCCUUGAACAUAAGCAGCUGUCCCAUUGGUUCGAAUGGAAAAGUCUGUUCCGGUCAUGGGGUCUGCAGUAAUGAAGCCACUUGUAUUUGUAAUUUCUCCUGGGCUGGGACAGACUGCAGUAUUGAUGAUCCUAUCAGGGAUACUGGUAACAAGAAAGAUGAAGGAUCCAAGGUUCUUACCUCCUGUGGAACUGCUUUCCAGUGUUGGUGCUUUCAGAAGGACCCAGGACCUGCUGCAUUCUUUCUGGUAUUUCUCCCACCGCUGUUCUGGGCUCCGAGCGAUGCAGCAGAGCUGGCGGUGAGAGAGACGGCAGCGCUCCCUGUGCAUCCCGUUGGCACUGGCACAGUCGCAGCACUGGUGUUCCAGGCUCCUCUGCUUCAGUUAUCAGAUUUUCAUAUGACCAUACGGUACUGUGGUGUCAAGUCCAAAUCAAACAAAUGUCAAAAAACGAAGGUUCGAUCCAAGUCAACAAGGCCCUAUCUGAAGAAAUGCAAUUUAAAGAGCUGCUUCUUUCACUACUGGAUUUUGGGUAUGAUAUCUUUAGCUGUGCAGGAACUAAAUAAGGAAGAACAUAAACCAUAGCUACAACCACAACGUUGAGAUGUUUGGAAUUGAGGAGAGAGAAAACUGUCCUUUCUGGAGAUAAGUUGAAAAUACUUCCUCCAUUCACCUUUCACUGGUUAUUAUUAACUGAUAAGUUAAUAGCAAACUAUUUCAAAAUCGGUUUUCUUUUUUUCUUUUCUCAAACAAAGGAAGAGACAAAGACCAAGUGCAAUAAGAGAACUAUUCAAAAAUCAUGAAAUAGCAAGAGAUUUUUUUCCAGCCUACAGGCACUCUAACUUCACUUGCGUUCGCAUGACUUCCUUUCUCUUAACAAACUCCGGUGGCAUGAGAAGCUAAUUUUGAAAGGGUAACCUGCAUGGCUCACAUUAUAAACAACCAAGCUAGCAAGCUGACCCCAAGCAGAAUCUGCAGCCCAAUAACUACAAACCACUGGGAAGCUGGUAGCAGGCUCCAACUGAUCUUUGGCCACGCAGUGCAUUUUGUCACCAGGCCUUGGAGCUCCCUGCUCUAUGAGCUCACUGUCUGCCAGACCAGGAGACUGUUGGAUAUGGAAGCAAGUGAGUGAUGGAUGGAGUUCUCCCGAGAAGGAAAAAGUGUAAAUAUGGAAAUAAGAUUUUGAUGUAUCAUUUUCACAGAUUAUAAAUAUAUAUAAAUAUAUAUAUAUACAGAAAAGGAUUUCCAUAUAAAAAGGUUCUAUUCUUUAUGUAAAUCUAUUUUUGAUGUUGAUUUUUUUUCUUUGUUGUUUUUUUUUUUUUUUUUUUUUUUUUUGCUCCCCUCUUAUUCUUUAGCAUGUUUUACAGCCAGUGCUCUGGACUUGCUCAAAAAAGGCAGAGAAUAGCAUGCAGAUGCAGGGAGUUCUAACACCAAACAGAUACGAUCCUAAGUUUGUGUGCUUGAAACUAAAAACAAUUGAAAUGUAUAAAUGCAUAUCUCUGUUUGACUAUAAGUCCGGAUUCCUUCUUCACUGAUUUUUUUGGCAGAUUUUUUGUAAUAUAAUGUAAGAAAAUAACACCCUCAAAUCAAUCACAGAAGUGCCAAGAUUUUUUUUUUUUUUAAUUCUAGCUUUUUUUCCUCCAGUUGUCUAGAUCCUGCGAUAUACAAAUUUAAAUAAGCCUUAAAAUACUUGCAAAAUGUUAAAAGCUUGGAAUAAGUUUUUCCUCCCUUCUGCUUACUCAAACCAACUUGCAAAGAUAAUUGACAUUUCUAAUGCACUCCCUGUAUCUCUUUGUUGCAUUCGACUUUUCCAAGUAUAAUGCAAAAAACAAAAAAACAAAACAAAAAACAAUCUUUCUCACUCUGCUUCUCCUAGCUAGUUACAAAAUACACAAAAUGCAUAUAAUUUAUGGGGUGUUGUAUGCAAGAUGUAUCUAAAUAAUUACAAGCAGAUUUUUCAGAAAAGUGCUGGGCAGCGGUGCUGUUCCUGUAGUAAGCAGGCUACCUGCAUGUCUGACAUGGGAAAGAUACGAAGAGAGCUUGUUUAGGACUCCUUUAUAGGCCUUUGAGAUCUGGGGCUCAUCCUGUUUGACUUCACUUUAAAAAAAAUACAUGGAGUAAAUCAUUUAAGUGAAGCAACCUAGAAAUUGUAUUGCUGCAACUGAUAGCCCAGAAGCAAAGACUUCUGUAAUUUUUGAUUUAAAGGUUGGAUAUUAGUAACUACAGAACUGAAGUUACGUGAGGUAUUCCAUCUAUUUUCAGUGGAAAUCCAUUCCUUAAGUUUGCUUUAGGAGCCAGAGCAUUAAGAAAAAUGCUGCAGAUUUCCUGUGACUGACUUUAAAAAAAAGUAAUCUUUCUCAUUUCAGUUUUAUUUCUUAUGGUAACGUUGAAUCCAACAGUCUCACAAGAGAAUUACUACGUAUCGUUUUGGUUGACAAUUACUAUUAAAUGUUUUCAAACAGCUUUAACAAUCACAUUAAACACUUACUACAUUAGGAGUUAAAGGUGCUGCACACAGGUAGUCGCUAUGGGUACAUAUUGGAAGUCAUAUCCUGGACAAUUCCUGCCUGGCCUGAAGCAGAACUAAGUUUUUAUGGCAAACCAAAAAUCCUUGCAAAUACAUCGAUGUCUUAUAAAGUUAGUUUGCUUGGGAACAUGAUCCCAAGUUCCUAACAGUUCUGCUCCCAAAGCUGUGUAACCACAAUGGAAAUACUACUGGUUACCAAAAAUUAAAGUGAAUAAAAUCAACUGGAUGUAUGUAAGCUACCUGUGUAAUAAACCUUUGAGAAUCAUUUCACAAACAACAUUGUAAAUGUGCGAUGUGAUGUUUUAAAUCAGACCACAGUGGUCCCCAACUCUAUGUACAUACAGUCAGUGCUGGAGUAACUUUUUAUUUACCCCAGCAGUUUCAUAGGAAUUAUGAUUUCCUGACUGAGUUUACGCUCCACUCGUCAGCUGUUGCCUGUACGUGGAAGUACACAGUGGCUUUCUGCCCCACGUGUAUAGAAUACAAGUGAUGACACAGCGCAGAGCAGGUCGAGGCUGAAGUGCUUUCUGUGGCAUUAGACAAUAAAAGCUGUUGUAGUUAGGUGCUCAUUUUCUACACUGUCUUUGCUGUGCUUUGAAAGGUACGUGUGCAUUUAAUUUGUUCAUCACUGUCAUCAAAUGUCACUACCAGUAACGUCUGUGGUUCCCCCACUGUAUGUUUGCUCCAUUAUUUAUCUGUUCACCUGGACAAGAAACUGUGGUUACUGUACAGCUUAUUCCAGUUUGCUGCAUGCUCUCACUGAAUUGAUGUGAUCCUAAAAGAGAAUUAAUUUGCUAGGCAAAUUAACAGAUGUAUAGGUGCAUGUUAAAGGGAUUAUUUAAGGCUGGAGUUUAACAAAUCUUUCUUUACUAUGCAAAGAUGGGUACUGCACUAAUUUAAGACAGAUGUCUGAGGAAAUGCCAUAGAAUACUUGAAGUCUAAGCCUACUCAGUCAUGUUCUAUAUUCAUUAUUGCUUCCACUAUUUUUCUUUCUUUUUAAGAUUAUUUGUAAUUAUUUUUAAGUGCACAACUUGAUGUUAAAUAUCAGUUUUUGUUGGAAGACAAUAUUCAUAUUUUGUUGGCUGCUAAUGAAUGGAAACUCAAUAGUCUUUGUUCUGCAUCUUAGCAAGAUUAAAAGAUUUCAUGAACAUGGAA